AUGAUUGAAUCAAAAGAUAACCAGAAGCAAGAAAUAUUAAAUUUAGAAUAUAGAGUUGAAUCUUUAGAACGUGCAGUUGAAUUAUUAAAAAUUGAAAUAUCAAAAACUCAAGUUGAACUUAUAACAAGUUCUUUGAAUCAGUCGAAAAUGAAUGUCUCUGAAAAAAAUUUAAGUGCUGCAGAAAACUAUACCAGAUUAUGUCAACACUUGGAACUUUUAAUAAAAUCGUGUGAGAAAAUGGAUAAAAUUAAAUCAGAAUUGGGUAUUAAAGAAAAUAAAAAAAAUGGAGAAAAUUUAGCAGGUGACGAAAAUGACGAAAAUGAAACUAUUGAAAAAAUUAAAGAAAGUGAAGAAAUUGACGAGUAA
Molecule: messenger RNA, 366 nt
Organism: Lodderomyces jiufengensis
Lineage: Eukaryota; Fungi; Ascomycota; Pichiomycetes; Serinales; Debaryomycetaceae
Exons: 1
Coding region: 1-366 (121 amino acids)
Source: RefSeq, a predicted model, not a curated record